Cololabis saira (Pacific saury) is the source of this 1460-nucleotide messenger RNA. RefSeq lists its product as uncharacterized. Gene Ontology annotation, molecular function: GTP binding; GTPase activity. Gene Ontology annotation, cellular component: Golgi apparatus; vesicle; trans-Golgi network. The transcript is spliced from 4 exons. Gene Ontology annotation, biological process: vesicle-mediated transport. The record is from RefSeq and is a predicted model, not a curated record. Lineage: Eukaryota; Metazoa; Chordata; Actinopteri; Beloniformes; Belonidae. The coding region runs from base 537 to 1205 and encodes 222 amino acids.
CGGAGAGGAGCGCACACCAACCGCAGCCAGAGCUGAUAACAACGCCUCGCUUCUUCUUCUGCUUCUGGCUGUGACUCUGUCGUUUUACAACUUCUUCUUUUGUCUCGGUUUUAAACUGUUUUUGCAAAGAGACACACAGAAACCCGUCCCGUGAACGCAGGAACGCAAACUCCGUCAAAAGAUAAUCGGAUCUGCAACUCUGUGACAUAGACUGUUGUUCUUGUGCGGGACUUUAAGAUACGCAGGAGGAGUCAAAAUCCCUUUAAAUAGUUUAGCGAGUUUUAUUUUGUAUUUCAUCUAAAGACAAUUACAUCCAUGUAUUACUUUCAGCUCGUGCGUAAUCAUUUGGAUAGCGUCUUAAAAAGUCUGCGGCUUCUUUUUUAAGAGAAAAAGUAAUUCUAAAAGUUUUUUUUCUUAUUUAUUUAGUUUUCCUCCACAUCUACUAGUCAAAGCCUCUACAUUUCGCAACUGUUUCUCAUGCGGAACCCAUAAUUGGAGACAUCACUGCGCCAUCGCUUUCACGCGCCGCCUCGACAAUGCAGCAUGAGCGGCUGCUCAAAGUUCUGGUCAUCGGCGACCUGGGAGUCGGAAAAACGUCCAUCAUCAGGCGCUACGUGCACCAGAUCUUCUCCCAGCACUACCGGGCCACCAUCGGGGUGGACUUCGCUCUCAAAGUGCUCAACUGGGAUCACACGACGGUGGUGAGGCUGCAGCUGUGGGACAUCGCCGGACAAGAACGUUAUGGAAAUAUGACACGCGUGUACUACAGAGAGGCAGUGGGGGCGCUGGUUGUCUUUGACAUGACCAGGCUCUCCACGUUUCAGGCGGUCCUAAAGUGGAAAGGAGACCUGGACUCAAAGGUUGCCCUGGCCAACGGGAGGUCGGUUCCAGCUGUCCUGCUGGCCAACAAGUGUGACCAGCGUCGUCACGGUUUGUGCCCCAAACUUCCCAAAAUGGAGAAGUUCUCCCAGGAGUACGGCUUUGUGGGCUGGUACGAAACCUCGGCCAAGGACAACACCAACAUCGACGCCGCCAUCACCUGUUUGGUGAAAAACAUCAUAUCUCUGGAGGAGAAGAGAGGUCCAAACGAGCCGGAGGGCAGCGUCCUCGUUCUGCCUCACUUCGACUACAACGUGAAGGAGAAGAGACUCGGUGGAUGUGGAGGAUGCUCCUCCUACAAGCCCAGACACGAACAUAUGGACUGAAGGAGCUUUGUCCUCCUCUCCUAUCCAAUGAAACCAGUAUUUGAAUCCACAACAGGAAGAACUUCUUCCUACUGUAUAUUUUAAGGAUCUUUCUAAAAAUGUAUUUCAAUAAAUGAUGAAGGUUUUGAACUUCACAUCAGAAAACUGAUAGUUUUGUCAAUACAAGAGCUUUUUGCGCUGAAAUUAUCAUUAUAUUUGUCAAUUGUUCUAAAAUAAGAAAAUUAAUCACAUUAAUGAAAAUGUUCCAAAAAGAUG